Messenger RNA from Trichomycterus rosablanca, 2045 nucleotides. RefSeq names its product FBJ murine osteosarcoma viral oncogene homolog B (gene fosb). Gene Ontology annotation, molecular function: RNA polymerase II cis-regulatory region sequence-specific DNA binding; DNA-binding transcription factor activity, RNA polymerase II-specific. The record is from RefSeq and is a predicted model, not a curated record. Gene Ontology annotation, biological process: regulation of transcription by RNA polymerase II. Gene Ontology annotation, cellular component: nucleus. Bases 35 to 1081 code for a protein of 348 amino acids. NCBI's taxonomy places the organism in Eukaryota, Metazoa, Chordata, Actinopteri, Siluriformes, Trichomycteridae. The transcript has 6 exons.
UUUUCGCUAGAAGCAGAACUGGAUUGCCUUCUUAAUGCAACUUUUUUGGAAAGACACUAAAGGCAUCCUGACCGAUUCUUCAAGUAAAUCGUGCUACGGUGACGUUCCAUUCUCGCCAGGAACGGGUGGUUUCUCGUUUCCUCUCGGCUCUGCCGGGGAGAUGUUCCAGGGGUUCCCCGGUGACCCGGACAGCUCUCGUGGAAGUUCCUCUCCAUCGGUUGAAUCGCAUUACUUGUCCUCCGUGGACUCCUUUGGGAGCCCGUCCACCACCACUGCACCACAAGAGUGUGUAUCUGCUGCUGGCAGUGUAGGGGUCAUUGGUGGGUCAGCUGGCAGUGGAGCAGGGGUGGAAAUGCCCAGCUCCUUUGUCCCAACGGUGACAGCAAUCACCACCAGUCAGGACCUGCAGUGGAUGGUACAGCCUACCCUUAUUUCUUCUGUGGCACCUGGUCAGAGUAGCACAGGUACAACUACCAUGACCCAGUCUGUCGCAAUGGAUCCUUAUGACCUUCCGGGGCCAAGCUACUCAUCUGGCUCAGGUUUUACCCCUCCUGGCUCAGACACCCCUGGGCCGGUUCGUCACUCUCGGAGCCGCCGUCGCACACGUGAUGAAACGCUGACUCCGGAGGAGGAGGAGAAGAGGCGUGUUAGAAGGGAGAGGAAUAAAUUAGCAGCGGCCAAGUGUCGCAACAGAAGGCGUGAGCUUACAGACAGACUACAGUCGGAGACAGACAUUCUGGAGGAGGAAAAGGCUGAGCUGGAGGCAGAGAUCUCUGAGCUCCAGAAAGAGAAGGAACGUCUGGAAUUUGUCCUUAUCACUCACCAGCCAACCUGCAAGAUCCCAUACCAGGAAGAGCAGCAGCAGACGCCAGUGCCUCCUCCGCUCCCGUCCUCCUCUGUGGCAGUGGUGGGUUUGACUGUGAAGGAGGACAUGUUCUACCUGCCUCCACCUUACUCAUCCCACCAGCAGCAGCACCACCAGCCGCAGCAGCAGCCCCCACCACAGCAGCAAGGAAUGAUGCAGGAGCCUUCAGCCCAUGAGAGCCCACUGGACCCCGAAAACCCAUGGAACCUUGAAUGAUCGCCCCAGCACCACAUUAUCCCCUCCAGCAUGGACCAAGGAACUGCAGAGCUCAAAAACAACAACAACGUACCAGCUACACGAAUCAGACACGAUGAAAAACCAGGCAUCCAUCACCAGGAUUCCUAAAGGAUUUUGAAGAAUGGAUUGACUUAGGAAAGGGACUGAUCCAAGCUGGACACCCACUAGAGGAACACAGCAAAAAAAGCAAAAAAAUGCGUUACAGCAGCCAUCAUCUAAACAUUCCAUCUCAAAAUGUGCCCAUGCCAUUAAGGCUGUUUUCCGUUACUCAGAAAGUCCUCACAUUAUCCAUACAUCCCUUUACUGAAGAUUUUGCAGCUUUGUUUUUGCAAUAGUAUUAGCAGUGACUUUAAUAUGUGGUAUAUACAUAAAGGUGAUCAACACGUUUCAACAAGUUUUCUGUGCUAGCCAGCUUCAAGUGAGAAAUUUUACAAUGCAAAAGAAUUUAACUUUACUUACAACGUACAGGUUGGGCAAAGAGGCUGGACAUAUUUUUGUAACAGAUUAACAGGCAGCUGCAAGCUUUUAUUGUGAAAGAGCGUCACUGAAGCUGCUCCUCCAGUUUAGUUUUUUCUUCAAAGAUGUGUUGAGAAAGCACAACCAUUGGUCGAGGCAUAUAGAGGAGAAGUUGUUUAUAAAUAUGAAAGAAACCCUUAUUUUUCUGUGAAUUUGUUAAAUAUCGUUUUGGAUAUUUUUCAGUUUUGGUUAAGCUUUCUUCUUUUUGCUUUUGACUGUGUCAUUGCUGCCAAAUGGAGGAUGUUGUGGGGCCAAAUGUUGCUCCUUUACUGCAACUGUUACUGUUGUCUCAUUGUAAUGAUUACAAUAUAAGUAUUGUUAAUUAUUAUUGUAAUUAUUUCAUUGUUAUCUUACUUUUGGCAACUAAAACGUGUGCACUAUGAACCUUUUUAUGUCCUGAGGUAACCUUAAAAUGCUUUAUAUUAUG